Molecule: messenger RNA, 3962 nt
Organism: Dipodomys spectabilis (banner-tailed kangaroo rat)
Lineage: Eukaryota; Metazoa; Chordata; Mammalia; Rodentia; Heteromyidae
Gene: Rps6ka6
Product: ribosomal protein S6 kinase A6
Exons: 23
Coding region: 242-2533 (763 amino acids)
Biological process (GO): protein phosphorylation
Molecular function (GO): magnesium ion binding; ribosomal protein S6 kinase activity; ATP binding
Source: RefSeq, a predicted model, not a curated record
CUCUGGGAAAAGAAGCACAGAGUUGUCUUCUCUAUGGGAUCAGCAGCGGGUGGCAGAGACCCCUAGCUCCGAGCGUCGAAGGGAGCCGGCCGUGAGGGCAGUGGAAGGCACUGACGGCUGGGCUGGGGGUCGCGGCGGCGGCGGCGGCGGCGGCAGCAGCGGCGGCAGUCGAGUUCCACAGACAGGAUGCGCGGCUGUGCUGUCGGCUGGCAGCUCCUGUUCCAGUGCUCCUGAAGGGGCGAUGCUACCGUUUGCUCCAACGGAGGAGCCCGGGGAUCAAGAAAUGGAGGUGUUCGGCUGUGCGAGCAGUGGCGAGCCACAGGUUAUGUUCACAGUGAAGAGGACAGAAAUUAUACAAAGGCAUGAACACGAAGAGAUAAAUGGUAAUAAAAUGGUUGAAGAGCCAAUGGAAGAAGGAGAAGCAGAUUCUUGCCUGGAUGAAGGUGUUGUUAAAGAAAUCCCUAUUACAAAUCACGUAAAAGAAGGAUAUGAGAAAGCAGAUCCUGCACAGUUUGAGUUGCUCAAAGUUCUUGGUCAGGGAUCAUUUGGAAAGGUUUUUCUUGUGAGAAAAAAGACUGGUCCUGAUGCUGGGCAACUCUAUGCAAUGAAGGUGUUAAAAAAGGCUUCUUUAAAAGUUCGAGACAGAGUUCGGACAAAGAUGGAGAGGGAUAUUCUAGUGGAAGUCAAUCAUCCGUUUAUUGUCAAAUUGCAUUAUGCUUUUCAGACUGAAGGGAAGCUGUAUUUAAUACUGGAUUUUCUCAGGGGAGGAGAUGUCUUCACAAGAUUAUCCAAAGAGGUUCUGUUUACAGAGGAAGAUGUGAAAUUCUACCUCGCAGAACUAGCUCUUGCUUUGGAUCAUCUGCAUCGAUUAGGAAUUGUAUACAGAGACCUGAAACCAGAAAACAUUUUGCUUGAUGAAAUAGGACAUAUCAAGUUAACAGAUUUUGGACUCAGCAAGGAAUCAGUAGAUCAAGAAAAGAAGGCUUACUCAUUUUGUGGUACAGUAGAGUAUAUGGCUCCUGAAGUAGUGAAUAGGCGAGGCCAUUCUCAGAGUGCUGAUUGGUGGUCCUAUGGUGUACUUAUGUUUGAAAUGCUUACUGGUACUCUGCCAUUUCAAGGUAAAGAUAGAAAUGAGACCAUGAAUAUGAUAUUAAAAGCAAAACUUGGAAUGCCUCAAUUUCUUAGUGCUGAAGCACAAAGUCUUCUAAGGAUGCUAUUCAAAAGGAAUCCAGCAAAUAGAUUGGGUUCAGAAGGAGUCGAGGAAAUCAAAAGACACCUUUUUUUUGCAAAUGUUGACUGGAAUAAAUUAUAUAAGAGGGAAGUUCAGCCUCCUUUCAAACCUGCUUCUGGAAAACCAGAUGAUACUUUUUGUUUUGAUCCUGAAUUUACUGCAAAAACACCUAAAGAUUCUCCAGGUUUGCCAGCCAGUGCAAAUGCUCAUCAGCUCUUCAAAGGAUUCAGUUUUGUUGCAACUUCUAUUGCAGAAGAAUAUAAAAUCACUCCGAUUACAAGUGCAAAUGUUUUACCAAUUGUUCAGAUAAAUGGAAAUGCUGCACAGUUUGGUGAAGUUUAUGAAUUGAAAGAGGAUAUUGGUAUUGGCUCCUAUUCAGUUUGCAAGCGAUGCAUACAUACAGCUACCAACAUGGAAUUUGCAGUGAAGAUCAUUGACAAAAGUAAGCGAGACCCCUCAGAAGAAAUUGAAAUUUUGAUGCGCUAUGGACAACACCCCAAUAUUAUCACUUUAAAGGAUGUCUUUGAUGAUGGGAGAUGUGUUUACCUUGUUACGGAUUUGAUGAAAGGAGGAGAGCUACUGGAUCGUAUUCUGAAACAAAAAUGUUUCUCAGAACAGGAAGCUAGUGAUGUACUGUAUGUAAUAACCAAGACAGUUGAUUAUCUUCAUUGUCAAGGAGUUGUUCAUCGUGAUCUUAAACCCAGCAAUAUUUUAUACAUGGAUGAAUCAUCAAAUGCAGAUUCAAUUAGGAUCUGUGACUUUGGAUUUGCAAAACAACUUCGAGGAGAAAAUGGGCUUCUAUUAACUCCAUGCUAUACUGCAAACUUCGUAGCACCUGAGGUGCUUAUGCAACAGGGAUAUGAUGCUGCUUGUGAUAUAUGGAGUUUAGGAGUCCUUUUUUACACAAUGUUGGCUGGGUAUACUCCAUUUGCUAAUGGUCCCAAUGACACUCCAGAAGAAAUACUGCUGCGUAUAGGUAAUGGAAAGUUCUCUUUGAGUGGUGGAAACUGGGACAAUAUUUCAGAUGGAGCAAAGGAUUUGCUUUCCCACAUGCUUCAUAUGGACCCUCAUCAACGAUAUACUACUGAACAAGUAUUAAAGCAUUCUUGGAUAACCCAUAGAGACCAGUUGGCAAAUGACCAGACAGAGAGUAAUGAUGCAUCACAAGUUGUUUCGGAAACAGUGGUUGCAGCAUUUUCUGUCCUGACUCACAAGACUUUUCAACCAGUCCUGGAGCCUGUUGCUGCUUCAAGCUUAGCUCAGCGACGGAGCAUGAAAAAGCGAACAUCAACUGGCUUGUAAGAUUUACAGUAUUCCUCAGCUACCUGGAAGAAGAGAAAACUAAACAUGUGGCUUUUUUGCCUAUCAAAGGCACUGUUUUCUGCUAUAUUACUUGAAUAUUCUGUUUAAGCCCCCCUUUUUAGGGGAGUCAGACUAAACAAAACUUAUGCAGGUUCACAAUAUUCAUACUUGUUGUUUUGCCAUAAUGUCCGAUUGUUUAUUUAAGCAUAAAAUUGGUGUCCACAAGGUCUUAACUCUUCUGCACACUGGCUUCUAAAAUUCCUUCCAAAUAAAUUUCCUGUUAGGUUUUUUUUUUUUUUUUUGGUUUCAUACAGUCAUGGUUUAGGGAAUCAUUCAAGAUGUUUAUAGUAUAGUGCUAAGCAGUGCCAGUGUUUUUAACACCAGAUCCUGAAGGAAAGGCUUCUUUUUAAAGAGAAAAAAGUACUAUAGAAAAUUGCUGUGCACAGCAAAGGACUCCAUUCAUUUGUUCCUCUGUAAUUCCUAACUUUUAGUCAUAGUAGUUUGGUCACAGAGCACAAUACAUUUGCGCUAAUAUAUGAACUCCUGAUAUGGUUGGUGCCAAAGUUUAAUAUAAGAAUUAGAUCACGAAUAAUGUGUGCAGACAGACCUGUAUAUUAUCCAUAAGUGGCCUAGUCUAGUGAAAAUUUCCAUAAAGCUUCUAACAUUUUGCAUCUAAUGGGAUUGUGAAGAUUUUUUUACCCAAAGGAUAUAUGUUGCUGUUGUAAUCUGUUAAAUAGAUGAUAGAUAUGCUUUUGAAAACAAAGUACAUGGUGUUGACACUAUCUUGGUGAUGUGUAAGCUGAUUUUGAAUUUAACCAAUUGGAUUUAAUUGUCAUGUUCCCUUUUAAGUGGAGCUACACUGUUCUAUUUCUGACUUCCAUAUCUGGGGCUACAGUGUGGCAUAUUGAUCUACCUUGACUCCUAUGGUAAUAUAGUGAAGUUUUGCUAUAGUGGACAUGUGCACAUAGCACAUAUGACAUAGUAUAAUGUAUUUCAGUCAAUAUUAGAUGAUGCUACAUAAUAGUUAUACUUCAAGAAGAUUAACAUUUUAAAUAGGAAGUAAUAUGUGAAAAAUGAGCACAUUAAAUCAUAUUUAUAAUGAGAUAAAUACUUGGCCAAAUUGGUCUUACUAAUUCUAUGAUUCAGAACCACUGUGUAAUAUGUAUCAUUUUCUCUAAAUGCUAAAAUAAAAAAAAACUUUGUGUUGUUGAAAAUACCAUUACUACUGCUACUGACAGAAAGCGUUCAUGAAUGUAAACUGGAAGAUAUCUCAGUUUUGUUUAGUGAACAUAGUGAAUUACUUGUGUGUGGUAGGUGUACUGUUUUCUGUGUGUUUUAUUUUACUUAGUUCAGAGAAAAUUAAUUAUAUCAUUUAGGCUAGGAGACAUGUAACUUUGGUAUUUAAUAAAGGAACCUAUAUAUAUUCUCA